Molecule: messenger RNA, 1651 nt
Organism: Anopheles darlingi
Lineage: Eukaryota; Metazoa; Arthropoda; Insecta; Diptera; Culicidae
Product: estradiol 17-beta-dehydrogenase 11-like
Exons: 5
Coding region: 1-1278 (425 amino acids)
Cellular component (GO): lipid droplet
Molecular function (GO): oxidoreductase activity, acting on the CH-OH group of donors, NAD or NADP as acceptor
Source: RefSeq, a predicted model, not a curated record
AUGACGCCGAAAUCGAACGCGUCACCACGGCUACCCAGUACGCUCCUCUCGGAAGCGACCGACUGCGUCACCGCACGAUCGCUCGCCGCGGUCAGUCUCCAUCGCGACCUCAACGGCAUCGGAUCGAAGAUGAAUAGUGCGGGUUGCGUCGCGAUAAACUCCUCAGCCACGGCAGCUGGCGGCGGCGCCGGGCUGGGACGUGAGAUAGGGUGCGACGCGACGAUUACCGGUGACGGCGACGGCCACGACGACACCACGAACCGACGAGCGACGGCAGUGACGGGCCGGCCAGCGACCACACCAGAAACAGCCACCGGGAUCCAGUACAAACUGUUUGUCGCCCUCGAGACGCUGUUCACCGUCGUUCUGAUCGCGAUCGAUCUAGUGAAAGUGGUCGGACUCGCGCUAGUGCCAUUGCUGUACGAAAUCUACACGAUCGCGGUGCCACGGCGUGAGAAGGAUGUUCGGGGCCAGCUCGUACUCAUUACCGGGGGUGGUAAUGGGUUGGGCCGGGCGAUGGCACACCUGUUUGCGGCCAGGGGCGCUCACCUAGUGCUGGUCGACGUUGAUCUCGAGGCGGCCGAACGCACGUGCACCGAGCUGAAGCGCGAAUCCGGCGGUACCACGAAAGCCUGGGCGUACCGGGUCGAUGUGAGCAAGUACGAGGAGUGCCGGGAGCUGGCGGUGCGGAUGGAGCGGGACGGUUGCGGACCGGUCGACAUACUCAUCAACAACGCCGGCAUCAUACUGUUUGCGUUCGUCGGUGAAGCGAGCGUCGAGCGCGAGAACGCGGUGAUGGAUGUGAAUCUCAAGUCGCACGUUUGGAUGACCCGAGUGUUUCUGGAUGGUAUGGUCAAACGUAAGAAGGGCCACAUCGUUGGCGUUUCAUCGAUGUCCGGCAUGUAUGCGUUCCCAUGGGGCGUCGUUUAUUCGGCCACAAAGUUCGCCGUGUCUGGCUUCAUGGCUUCGCUCACGGAGCAGCUCCGAAUCCAGGGUUUGUCGCGAUACGUCCGAACCACGUGCGUCAAUCCCUACUACGUGACGACGCGCAAAGAGGUGGUGGAGUUUCUACAAAAACCACGGUUCGAAGCGUUGACGGUUGAUAAAGCUGCUGCGGAAAUUGUGCAAGGAAUCCUACGACAGGAUUUCGUCGUUACCGUACCGAGACUUUUCGGUGUGUUCACUCGAUUUAUGUUGUUGUUCCCGGUGCGAGUACAGCAGUUCGUUAGAGAUUACAUUAUGCGCGAGCACGAGCUCAACGAUAAGCUAAAUAGGUGAUUGCAGGAAAAAUUGGUUGCAAAGGCCGCGAUAGUUGUUUCCAGUAAGUGGAAAGAUGGAUCUAGAAAUUGUUGGUUCCGUUUUCGACUAAAUUAGAUGAACCAAUUAGUAGCUCGAAGCAUACGGAAAAGGUUCAUGUUUUUGUAUGGCACAAAAUAAACAACAAUGGAAAAUAUUGGCAAUUCGUUUCAAUUAUGUUGAAAGCGGUGAGACUAGUGUAAAUAAGUUGUAGAAUUGCAUAGUUAAAAUAAUGCUUCGUUAAUGCUUGCUCAUGUCGAUUAAAAAUCUAAAACCUAGUGCUUACUGAUACCCUUUCUUCCAGAUUUUAUAAAAAUGCUUUUAUCUUAUUAAAUAGCAAAAUUAAUAAAACGUU